AUGGCAGAAGUCCGCACCAGCACCCGCCGCCCGGCGCGGCAAAGGCACCCAAGAAGAAGGCAGCAGCCAAGGCCAAGAAAGCGGGACCCAGCAAGUGGCGAGCUCAUCGUCAAGGCUGUGACCGCUUCAAGGAGAGGAGCCGGCGUGUCCCUGGCCGCACUCAAAGAAGACGCUGGCGGCAGGCGGCUCGACGUGAGAAGAACAACUCGCGUCAAGAUCGCAGUCAAGAGCCUCGUCACGCAGAACCCCAAAGUAAAGAAGGUGGCCGCCAAGAAGCCGCGCGAAGAAGCCAAGAAGGUAGCAGCCAAGAAGGCCGUCGCCGCACAAGAAGUCCCCCAAGAAGGCCAGAAGCCCGCUACACCCAAAAAGGCCGCCAAGAGCCCCAAGAAGGUGAAAAAAGCCCGCAGCAGCGUUCAAGAAGGCAGCCAAGAGCCCCAAGAAGGCUACAAAGGCAGCCAAGCCCAAAGCCGCCGAGCCCAAGCGCCGGCCAAGAAGGCAGCCCCCAAGAAGAAGUAA
This is a messenger RNA of Coregonus clupeaformis (lake whitefish), 516 nucleotides long. RefSeq names its product histone H1-like. Bases 1 to 516 code for a protein of 171 amino acids. The transcript has 2 exons. NCBI's taxonomy places the organism in Eukaryota, Metazoa, Chordata, Actinopteri, Salmoniformes, Salmonidae. The record is from RefSeq and is a predicted model, not a curated record.